This is a messenger RNA of Haliotis rufescens (red abalone), 1919 nucleotides long. Its product is annotated as homeobox-containing protein 1-like. Gene Ontology annotation, cellular component: nucleus. The record is from RefSeq and is a predicted model, not a curated record. Gene Ontology annotation, molecular function: double-stranded telomeric DNA binding. The coding region runs from base 182 to 1444 and encodes 420 amino acids. NCBI's taxonomy places the organism in Eukaryota, Metazoa, Mollusca, Gastropoda, Lepetellida, Haliotidae. The transcript is spliced from 7 exons. Gene Ontology annotation, biological process: positive regulation of DNA-templated transcription.
GAGAUUAGCUAGUGAGGUGAUGCAUGGUUUGGCUUAAAACACGAACGAUAUGAGUUUUACUAAUACAUCCAUGUCCUGUAAUGUUUAAAAACAAUAUAACGCUUCGUGGAGCGCGUUACUUGGCAUAGAGGGAGCCGCAGUUAGGCGGGUUGCUGAGAGCUGCCUGAAGUGUUGGACAGCCAUGUCUCUCCCGAUGGUGUCUGUGGGUGGCGGACAGCCCCUCUUCACCGUCGAGCAGAUUGAGCUCAUCCGACGAUUGAGGAACAGUGGCAUCACCAAGGAGCAGGUGAUCCAGGCCUUUGAUGCGUUCAGCCGCAUCGACGCUGAACUGGGUCACCUCUACACUGUCCCCAAGUGUCUGGCGCCAGUGGGCACCAUGAAACUAAACCAGCCAACACCUUGUCAGUCGGCCAAGGCAUCAAGUUCUACUGAGGUGUCAAGGGUCAAGCGACGUCGUGAUGAUAGCUUUGAUGAGGAGGGAGGUUUUGGGGAGGAUGAGAUUGUCAUACAUUCCUUCGAGGAGCGUGAGUUGGUCAGUCCCCAGAACCACAACUCUCUCGGUAUCGAUGAUGACCUGAAAGCCAGGCUGGAUGAUUUCAUGAAAAUGCCAGCUCCGAAGCGACUUGAAGAAAUCAUCACCAUGGUUACAAUGGCUGGUGUCGGGGUGCCGAUCAUUGCUGACAAAACAGGACUGACCGUCUCCACCAUCAACCGCUUCCUCCAGGGGGAGACUGUGGACAUCUCCAGCAACCAGAGGCGCUCCAUCUACAUCUGGUACCUCAAGCAGCUUCAGAAGGCCGGCACCACCACAUACAUGCCGGCCAAACCUGCAAUGUCAAGGCCGCAGGCGGCCCUCGUACACCGGAAGGGGAUGGGGCAGCCAGUCGUUCAGAUCAUUCCCAGCAUCAGGACACCAGAGAUCAGUCUUGAUAGCAGCACACUGGACAGCCACUUCACCAUCAUCCAUGGCGGUGAGCCCAUACCUCGCCGUGAGCGCUUCACCUUCCGGGAGAAGCACAUCGAGAUCCUGGAAGAAGCAUUCCGAGCCAAUCAGUACCCUUCGAACGAGGAGCGCGAGCAGAUUGCCAUCACAUGCAAUGAUGUCAUGAAGGUCAUAUCAGGACGGAGACUGUCGGAGAGGGAGAGGGUCACUGCCUACAUCGUGUCAAACUGGUUCAACAAUCGCAGGAAGGAGGUCAAGCGACUUGCAAGAGAAGAAGGUGUCUCCUUUGCUGACGUAGUCCUCCCAAGUCGACUGAAAUCCCGCCAACUAGUCCCCAACUCUGACUCUCCCCUCUCGCACGACGAUCUGGUCCCAGGUGAGCCCGACGGCAGUGACAGCAAUCAGCUUGACUACGCCACCAUCAACAAGAUGCUGUAUUCCCUGGAGGGGGAGGAUGAGAAGGUUGUCAUCAAGCAGGAACCUGCAGAUGAGGACUCCUGACAGGCUACCAUCAAGCUGAAUGAAAGAGGAACAAGCAGAUGUCCCUUGACGGCCCACGAUCAGGUUCCUUGACGGCCCAUGUGUCCGGCUGGUCAUCAGAAGGGUGGACGUGCCCAUGCCCAUGUGUUUGGUUAGAUGUCACAACAUGUACUUUGAUGUCCUUAACAAGACAACUCACGGACUCCCUACAUGUCGCAAGGAGGAGACCUAUGAUGAUUCAUGUGGUUUGUUCAGGAUAAUGUGGUAGCAAUUGGAUUUGGGUCCGAUUUUGUUAGGUGACGGCUUAAGGAUAAUGUGACAAAGGAUAAUGUACAGAUCUGGUUAUCUACCACUGACAAAACACUAUAUAUCAUAUAACAAACAGACUUGUCCAAGUCAAGAAAGGAAUUAAUGUUUGAUAUAAAAGUGGUAUCGUGGUUUAGCUGGACAGCAUUCAUUGUCAACAUGUCACAUAGUAACAAGUUGUUGUAAUAGU